UGUGUGCGUUUGUGUUGUAAAGGGGAUUUGAGAAGGUUUUACACAGAAGCUUGAUCUUUCGAUGUUCUCGAUAUCUCGGAAGUGGCAACCGUACAAGUGCGAAGCAAUGAACGCGAUGGUUUUUCUACUAGAGAACGAUCCUGCUAUUGCUAAAACGCGAUGGUUGUUUGGGAUGAAAGUUACCAUUUUGUGUGCGCCUGAUAGUAAUCGAUUAGUAGUGCCAGAAAAAAAAACCGCCUACAAAUGAAGAAAAACCUCCGGUUUGGAAGUGAAUAACUGAAGUGAAUGCGUACUGUGUAGCAGAUCCAGCACACCUUGUGUGCGGCAGAACCCCGAGCGAUGGAUACAUCCACUCGCAUCGCGGUGUGGCGUGGAGUCGCAAGAAUCUAUCUAAGAUGGCGGCAGAAGAGCACUGGAAUGGCGCUGUAUGGGGAGCGCAUGCAGCUAGCAGCGGCAGCAGAUUUGGAACCAGACGAAGCAACCGGUCACAAAAUGCGCUUCCGUGCCGAUGACGCCGAGUGUCGAACCGCUGUGUGGUGGCCAUGGUGGGGUGAAUCAACUAGGCGGGGUGUUCGUGAAUGGGCGCCCCCUUCCCGAUCUGGUCCGGCAGCGGAUUGUCGAGCUGGCGCACAACGGUAUCCGGCCGUGCGACAUAUCGCGCCAGCUGCGCGUCAGUCACGGUUGCGUCUCGAAGAUCCUUUCCAGAUAUUACGAGACGGGCAGCUUUAAGGCGGGCGUGAUCGGUGGUUCGAAGCCGAAGGUGGCAACGCCACCGGUGGUGGAAGCGAUCGCUGCCUACAAGCUCCAGAACCCGACCAUGUUUGCGUGGGAGAUCCGUGAUAAGCUGCUGGCGGAUGGUAUCUGUGUGCACGACAACGUGCCUAGUGUGUCGUCCAUCAAUCGAAUCGUACGGAACAAGGCAGCGGAGAAGGCGAAGUACAGCUCACAGCGUUCGGACAACAGUAGUCUAGACAGUCCCAGGAUCCUUUCGCGCAACAAUCAACAGCAGCAGCAGCAAAGCCAGCAGCAACAGGAGUGUCUCAAUCAACAGAUGCAAGCAGAUCAGGAGUCGAUGAAGUCACCGCAGCAGGUGGAGAACGUCGCGUCCCAGUCGUAUAGCAUCAACGGGUUGCUGGGGCUGUCGCAGAAAUCACUGUCCGGUUCGAGCUCGAAACGGCGUCGCAUCAAGGAAGAUCCUGCCGACCUGAAGGGCAGCAUGUUGAGCUGUAUCAAGCGCGACAAGGAGGCGAAAGAGAUGUCGGAGAGCAUGCUGCACGAGAGCAUAGGCAAGGGAGGCCCCGGUCAGGACCCGCAGCAACAGCAACAGGAUAAAGGGCACGAUCUCUUCGUUGGCGGUGUGGAUUUCGUUAGUUCGCUCGCGAUGGCCCAGGACGAUGGUAACAAUCCGGAUAAUCAGCAGCCCGGCUUCAGCAGCAUGAGGGCCGGUCCACGGCCCGGCACUAUGAGCGGUAGCCCGAUCCGGUCGCGCGAAAACGCCCUCUUCCUGCUGGCCGGCGGUGACAAGGCACACAAAUACCACCGCACGGACGAACCCAUGCCAACCGGGGUGAUCAUCGAGGAUGAUAGCAGCGCACGGAAACAUCAGCAGGCCCAGCAGCAGCAGCAGCAGCAGCAGCAGGCACACCAAGCAAGCGACGUUAAGACGACCUACGAUAAGAUACUCGCCGGUGAGCUGGUGCCGGGCAGUGCGGUGAAGCGUACCACCACCACCGAACCCACCACACUCACGCAGUCGAUCGAGUUCCUGAGCGACAUGAACAACAACAUCUCCCAGAACCAGCACCAAGGGUUUGCGGCGGCCGCGUACGAGGGUGCGUACAGUGCGGCCGAUGCGGCCGACACGGCAGUCCAGCUGAAUCCGCAUCUGGCCGCCUGCUCCUCGAAUUAUUCCGCCUUCCUGCAGAACACGGACCAGUUUGCGGCGGCCAACCCGGAGCUGAUCUUCCCGACCGCCGCCUACACGCAGUACGCCGCGCCCGGGUACGGCACGUUCAACUACAACUCAUCCUUCGCCAACAACAACCUGUGCCGGGACCUUGGCCAGAUUCACUAUCCCGAGGAGCAGUAGUAGUAGCGGUAAGGUGGUAGUGGUAGCGAGCAGUAGGUGUGGUAGGCAAUAAGGUAACUAGGCAGUAGAUCCGGUAGAUGGUAACAAACGUUGGAACGGAGUGAUUUCUUUAGCCGGUACGAUGUCGCGAGACAACGAUCGUGUGUUGCGUUGAUUUCCGUGUUGAAACAAAAAAAGACACAUACACACACACACACAUAUAUAUAUAUAAAUAGACGCACACGCACACACGCACGAAACGCCCAGAGGACAAAACAAACAAUACAAAGAAGAAGAAGAAAAAAAAACAUUAAAUCACAAUGACAAAACAAUCGAACAUUCAUUUCUAUAUCUCCUCCCUCCCUGCGGUGAUAGUUGUGUGAGUGUUUGUGUGUGUGUGUGCGUGAUUCGCAUUUAGAUACAAAGAUACAUUUUUAUCGACGGUGUCCCCGGCCGCGGCCGCCCCGUCUAACGUGUCACGCAUUUAGGAAGAGAUAUGUUGUGCGCUAACGAAUGCUAACGUUUAUAUUUUCUCUCUCUCUCUCUGAAAUUUAUUAAAAUAAAAGCAAGUGCUGCACCGA
Messenger RNA from Anopheles moucheti, 2649 nucleotides. RefSeq names its product probable serine/threonine-protein kinase fhkB. Lineage: Eukaryota; Metazoa; Arthropoda; Insecta; Diptera; Culicidae. The transcript has 5 exons. The coding region runs from base 509 to 2089 and encodes 526 amino acids. Gene Ontology annotation, molecular function: RNA polymerase II cis-regulatory region sequence-specific DNA binding; DNA-binding transcription factor activity, RNA polymerase II-specific. Gene Ontology annotation, biological process: regulation of transcription by RNA polymerase II; anatomical structure development. The record is from RefSeq and is a predicted model, not a curated record.